Messenger RNA from Dermacentor albipictus, 4187 nucleotides. Its product is annotated as flavin-containing monooxygenase 5-like. Gene Ontology annotation, molecular function: flavin adenine dinucleotide binding; N,N-dimethylaniline monooxygenase activity; NADP binding. The record is from RefSeq and is a predicted model, not a curated record. NCBI's taxonomy places the organism in Eukaryota, Metazoa, Arthropoda, Arachnida, Ixodida, Ixodidae.
GGCGGCGGCUUGCGUAAUGCAGCCCGCGCUGCAACCGGCGACCAGCUGCGAGAAGCGUCGAAGGCGGCCGGAAAGUGGAGAAAGAGGUUGCCGGGUCUCCGCCGGUCGCACAGUAUGCUUGAGCGCCCUUGCCCCUUCACUACCCGCGCUCUGCGGCUGCCGCGAUCCAGUCGCGCUCGGGGCCUCUCACUGGCUUUGUUCGACGCCGAGUGACGUGUGCUGGUUGUUCGAAACUUGUUCGAGUGGGUUUCCCUUCUAUUUCUUUCUAUCUUUCUUUUCUUUUUUCCUGUGCUGCGCCUGGAAUUUCCAACGAUCACUGACGAUCAACAAGCCUGCCUUUAGACACUGGCCACACCUGGCUUUCUGAGCGGCGGGCGGCUUCGUAUCUGCAACAAGCAUCGUCUCUUGGACCUCGCCUCGAGCCGUUGCUUCUCGCCUCGAGCCGUUGCUUCAAAAAUCGCUACUGUGUUUAUUGGAAACGGAUGCUACAGAUGCAGGAGGCAUGGUGCGACUACUAGCCACUGAAUUCGACAGUCGCGCUCUUUUCCCAGCCUUUCGUGUUUGAAAGACAGUGAACAAGAGGCAUCGUUCGGAUCCACCACAAAAGCGCAACCGAAUACGUCUGAAUCUUAUCAGCUGCCCACAGGAAGUUCGGUGCUCUUCCACUGGUACGCUGAAAGAGCCGCUGGAGCUUCGGGCCGGAAGUUCUGCCUUCGAGUCGGAAACGUUGUCAACUAUGGAGACGAAUUCGGACCAGAUGGCCAUGGGUCUUGGAGACCGGGGCCGCAAGCGCAUCGCCAUCGUGGGCGGCGGCUCGGCGGGCAUGGCGGCCGCCAAGUCGUGCCUCGAGGAGGACCUGGAGCCCGUGGUGUUCGAGCAGACGGACGCCCUCGGGGGGCUGUGGCGGUACCGGGAGGUGCCCGAGUACGGCGUGCCGUCCCUCAUGAAGGCCACCAUCAUCAACACGUGCAAGGAGAUGAGCAGCUUCAGCGACUUCCCGCCGCCGCGCGAGUUCGCCAACUACAUGCACCACACGAGCCUGGUGCGCUACUUCGAGCUGUACGCGAACCACUUCGGCGUCACCAAGCACAUCCGCUACAACACCGAGGUGACGCGAGUCGCGAAGAGUGAGGACUACGACGAGACCGGCCGCUGGGACGUCACGUACAGGACAAAAGGCCAACCUCCUCGGACGGAGACGUUUGACGGCGUGAUGAUCUGCUCGGGCCACCACGUGAUCCCCCACGUGCCGACCUUCAAGGGCCUGGAAAAGUUCAAGGGUCAGGUUCUGCACACGCACGACUACAAGAUCCCCGACGGGUUCCGCGACAAGAAGAUCCUCAUCAUCGGCGUCGGAAACUCGGGUGCAGACGUCGCCGUGGACCUGUGCCCUUGCGCUGAAAAGGUGUACCUGAGCACGCGCCGUGGCUGCUGGGUGAUUCGGCGCGUGGGCCUCUGGGGCAUUCCGGCCGACUCGUUCCUGAACCGCCGCACGGUGAACCUGUUCAACAAGUACGCGCCCGAGUGGCUCGUAAACCUCAUGUACGAGACGUACUCGAACGAGGCGUUCAGUCACAAGCUGUACCGGCUCAAGCCCAAGCACCGCUGGCGCAACCAGCACCCGACCAUCAAUGACGCGCUGCCCAACGGCAUCCUCAGCGGACGCAUAGUCAUCAAAGGCGACGUCGAGGAGUUCACCGAGACGGGCGUCAUCUUCAAGGACGAGGAAGGAUACGAGCAGAAGUUGGACGUCGUCAUACUAGCCACGGGGUACCUGGCGACGUUCCCGUUCCUGGACCAAGAUAUUCACAAGACGGAAAACAACAAGGUGUGCCUGUACAAGUACGUGUUCCCGCCGCACCUGCCGCACCCAACGCUGGCCUUCAUCGGGCUGCUGCAGCUACUCGGGGGCGUGUUCCCCGCCCAGGAGGCGCAGAGCCGCUGGUUCGCGCAGCUCAUCAACAAGAAGGUGUCGCUGCCCUCCUGCAAGGAGAUGCAAGCCGACUACGAGCGCUGGCGGGCCAACCUUGAGAAACGCUACGUCGACAGCCUGAGGCACACAUUCCAGGCCGACUGGGUGGACUACAUGGACGACAUCUCAUCUCAGAUCGGCGCCAAACCGGACCUGUGGCGCAUGUUCUGGCGGGAUAACGCGCUCUUCUGGAAGUGUUUCUGGGAACCCUGCCUGCCCUACCAGUACCGUCUUCAGGGCCCGCACUCCUGGUCCGGGGCUCGCCAGGCUAUGUUCACGAUGAAGGACCGCCUCAAGGGGCCGCUGGACACACGCAAGAUGCCCCGGGAUUCGAGAAGCGCGCGGGACCGCAAGGUGCGCCGCGUCGUUCCAACAUUCCUCUGGGUCGCCGUGGUCGUGGCCAUCCUCAUCUACCUGUUCACGCUCCUCUUCUGAAGAAGAGCGUACGGAAACGCUCGAGGCUGAACGUGUUGUGGCAAACGUGUGCUCGUCUUCCACUUUCUAACCUGCGGCCUGGAAAGGCGUGCAACGAAGAAUUCGCGGUGCCUUGCUCAUAGUCACCGAAACAUAACCUUCUGAGAAGAACUGGACCAUCUGGGAGCAUACACAUCCCCAGCUUGUGGAAGUCACGUUUCGGGCCCUGCCGUAGUUUUGCCAUAGCGAGCUUGAUUGUUUAGCUCGUCAUCGCCUUUGUCUUCAGAGAUCUGGAGAAACGUGGCUCCCAGUCUCGAGAGUUCGUGGUUUCCUUCUCAUGGCCACCGAUACAUAGCCGUCUAUUGAAGGAUUUCGAACAGUACCAGCACUUGACAUCGCGGCUUCUGUCUUACAUCGGCCGCAUUCCUUUAUAGCGAACGAGCGAAAAAGAAGGAACGAAACAUGGUGCCUUUCGCAUUUACAGCUCCCAAGCAAAAGAAGAAGAGAAAUGUUACCGUAAGGCACACUGAUGAGUGCCAUCAACACACUUCCUCUUCCAAGGAGACCGGUGGACACGCAAUAAUUGACAAUUGUCAGAGGUGCGUGUGGCACACGGCCACAUCUGUCUUCUGGAAAACCGGAAACAAGGGCGCCUUCGGCUCCUGCUUAUCUGAUUGUUGUAACCUGAGCGCUGCAAACACAUAACUUCUGAUGUUGAGGAGUACGUCCAAUCCACCAGCCUUUCCCUUCGAAAGACGAGAUACGAUAAGAGGUUGAGUGCUAUUUGUUAUUAAUAAGUUAGCAUUGUACAGGUCAGCCGAGAGGUCCAAAAUUCAACGCGUUGACGCGUUAGAGCAGAAGGUGAGGAUGUCGGCUCCCAGCCAACUAUGGCAGCCACUGCCACCAACGAGGAAGGAGUGAUGUCACGAGUCAUGUGAUUUGGUGGAGUCGGCGGCGAUGGAACGGAUGCACCGGCGACGUGGUGCCCUCGCGGUAGCGGUGCAUAAAAUCACUUGUAAUUCGAAUUCUUGUUGAGUUAACGAAACCAAAUUUUAAUUACAGGUUUUUCUAAUUAACAUAACCAUAUGUACAGUGUGUAAAUAAGGUUCUGAGUUAUGUACGAAGUAAAGAUAUAGACAAAGGGUAGAAGACGUCAGGACAGAGGAAGCAUACAGUUCCUAGGAAGUCAUAGAUAGGAGGAGGAGUCUUAUGCACAGGUCGGCGGACAAUCAUCGAAUCAUAGGAAGGCGCUGUCGCUAACACGUCGUUCAAAUUUAGCAUGGCUACCUACGUCUUAAUUUUGUAGGUACAUUCCCGCGUUCAUUUUCGAAUCAGACAUGAAAACUACGAAUAAGCAAUGCCCUCACGCAAUUGUCGCACCGUUUUCGUUUUUACAAGCACGACGUUGAAAAUAAGAUAGCGCCGUGUCUGUAGGGAUCUUUAAGAUGUGCUGUUGAUGUUGUAGCAGUAAUAAAAAAAAAUACAAGUGUAUAUGCUAUAGCCGUUGCACAGUGGUUAUGGCGUCUGCUUUGGCUGUGGGAGGUGGUUCGUUCAAAACCCACUUCCGGACACCCACCGGGAAUACAAAUCGGGCACAAACGUGUAAAUGCGAGAGCAUUACUUGUCGCUGAGUUUGGUGUUGUGGCGAAAUGUUGCUGAGUUUAGUGCUGCUGCGUUAGUUCCGAAUGUAAUGUUGCUGCUUAUGAGGUCGCAACAACGCAAGACGACAAACCGGCCAUAUUACGAUCUCUCAGCUAAGUUUUAUUGGCGGAGUUCUCAUUAAAGUAGUGUUUCACGCCCA